Molecule: messenger RNA, 2773 nt
Organism: Dicentrarchus labrax (European seabass)
Lineage: Eukaryota; Metazoa; Chordata; Actinopteri; Moronidae
Product: PC-esterase domain-containing protein 1A-like
Exons: 13
Coding region: 146-1606 (486 amino acids)
Source: RefSeq, a predicted model, not a curated record
UGUGUGUGUGUACUGACUGUGUGUACUGACCGUGCUAACUGGUUCAGGUGCAGCUCAUUAGGACUGCAGUCACAGGAGAGUGACACCUCCCGCCACUACGACAGGCUCCUCUCUUCCCAUUCCAACAUCAGACCGCUGUGCAGCUAUGAGGGCGUUUGUAAGCCGGAGACAAGCCAGGGAGCUUCUGCACAACAAGUUUGUGGUGGUUCUUGGUGGAUCAGUGCAGCGCUCCAUGUACAAAGACCUGGUUCUGCUGCUUCAGAGGGAUCAGUACUUGACUCUGUCUCAGCUUAAGUCCAAAGGGGAGUUUUCCUUUGAGCAGGAUGUCCUGGUGGAGGGAGGCCGAUUAGGUCUCUUGACUAACGGCACCGAGUACAGAGAGGUCCGACAGUACUGCUCCAACCACCACCUGCUGCGUUUCUACUUCCUGACGCGGAUCUACUCACCGUACAUGGAGAGCAUCCUGGAAGACUUCAGGAAAGGACUUGAACCUGAUGUCAUUAUCGUCAGCUCCUGUGUUUGGGACAUCACCAGGUAUGGCCUGGGGGGUCUCCAACAGUACAAAGAGAACCUUCACAAGUUCUUUGGCCAGAUUAAAACCAUUGUUCGCCAUGACUGUCUCAUCCUGUGGAGUCUGGCCAUGCCGCUUGGCAAGAAGAUCAAGGGUGGAUUCUUGGUGCCUGAAGUGAGCCACUUGGGCCCCUCGCUGUGUUAUGACAUCAUUGAGGCCAACUUCUACAGCGGUCGGUUGGCAGAGGCCUACGGCUUGGACGUCCUCGACCUCCACUUCCACUUCCGCCUCAGCCUGCAGCACCGCAUGCCCGACGGCGUCCACUGGGACGCACUGGCCCAUCGACACAUCAGCAGCCUGCUGCUGCAGCACAUCGCUGACGCCUGGGGAGUUGACCUGCAGGACCCCCCUCCCCCCCAGGACAAGGGUGGCAGAGAGGAGUUUGGACACCACUAUAUCAGACCCGAGUGGCCCCGUCCGAGGCCCCGGCUGAACUCAGUACCCCUCCAGAGACAUGGCCUGGUCCGAUACCAGCAGAGUCACUUCAGGUCAGAAGGAUUACAGCUGGUCCCUCCAAAUUCAGACAGGGCAGUGAACAUCAGACCCCUGCUGCUGCCAACACAGCUUGCCAAUCAGCCUGCACAGCCUGCUGAUGACCACUAUGGAGCUGUAGAUUUACCCAUGCAGCGCCCUCUCUAUUGGCAGCAGAGUUCAGCCACUGUUGGAGUUGGUCAGUGUCACCUCCCGGUGCAGAGUCAUGCUCCUCUUGCUGCUCGAAACUGGACUGUCUACAGACAGUAUUAUAAGCCUUUGCCACCAGCCAACCUUUGGCCAAGGCAGCACGUUCACCGUCCAAUCAGAGCCACCUGCUCGCUGAUAGACUCCAGGUUCGGUGCAGGUGGAGGUUUCAGUUUCCGUCCUCACGCAGAUGGUCCCUGUAUGAGGAGGAGGAGGCCUAACUUCAGGACUCACCCAUACCCCCCUCACCUUCCACCGGGGACACCCAGACACCCUGCAUGUGGAUGGCUCUAUCACAGUCUUCAGCUACAGACACAUCACGGAUAUGACAGGCGCCCGUGGUCCUGCCCACAGUGAGUCACAGCAGACUGACUCAGACCAAGCAGUGUGGAAACAGACUCAGAUCCCCAAGUAUGAGCUGCUGUUUUAUCAGCAGCUUCCCCAUUUAAAAGUCACCUUCUUCACCUCUUCUCAGCCUCGCCUCCUCUUCUCAGCCUCGUCUCACCUCAGGCUGAUGAAGCAGGACAGCAGAUCUACUGCUGGCUGAUAUCCAUCUAUGUUGGAGCGUGGGGGUUCAUACCCAUCUUCAAUUACGUCCCAUAAAUGUCAGGCUGCCUCUCGAGUCCCUGCCUUGGUUAGUGCUAGGCCUCGCGGGGGCAUCCGCUCUGACGUGAGAAGAAUCGGACCGACGCCAUUUCCAUACACAAGUGUGAGCGUUCAUUAAGUGUGUGUCUUAUCGAGAAGUGAGACGAUAAGCUGGCAGCAGACGGUCCUCCAAGGCGGAGCGUGAUGGAGCAAUUAAGAUGAUAGUCAAUUAGACCACGCUGCUAAUUGACUCAUGAUUAAAGCCAGAGCUGAUUAAUAAAGUGAAGGCAGCUCUCUUCUUCUUGGCCUUGAUAGGGAGGGGGUGUGAUAGAGAGCCUGUAUGUGGUGAUGCAUAGAAACAAACAGAAGAACAGCUGGACCCUUUUGUCACACUGUAUGCUGGAUAGCUUAGCACUUAGCAGUGUUCAAGUACAGCUGCCAAACUGCCUUUUUAAUUUGUGUUUUUUCAACAGUCUGUCUGUGUAACUAAAGAUGAAGUUCUUAAAGGGAAACAACUGCCCAAUUUUGAACUAGUUUGUAUUAUUACAGCAGGGGUCUCACAUUUAAAUUGUCUUGGGGCCUCUACUGGUAUUGUCAUCUCAUACGAGUUAAAGUACCACAAAAGAAUCACAUUCUAAUUCGAUUACUAACAUCAUACUUAACAAAAAAGUGCAAACAGCAGUUUCUUUACAUGUUUAUAUAAUUGAUAUUAUUUCAUCAUUGUUGUUAUAUAAUAAUUAUAUAGUAUAUAUAAUGGACAGAGGUUCCAGGUCUGCGAAGUGAAGCCAACACGGAAGUGUCUUAAAACUUGCAUUCUAUGUAAAGGCCAGCAGGGGGAGCUCCAUUGGCCGUAAUAAAAAACAAUACCAUGCAGUCUUAUGGAGAAAUGAGCUGACUUCUCACUUCAUUUAUGAGCUCAGUAAACAGUUUCCUAACAAA